ACAUAAUCUGCCAUUUAAAAAAAAAGAAACAGUCGGCCACGCUUGCUACAGAAAUCAUUUCACGUUUUGGGGAUAAAAUUCCCCAACAAUUUCGUUCAAAUAUUGCUGUAAUACCUAAUAAAUUGAAGAAAACACUCCUGUAAUACCUCAAAAUUCACAAUGGCAGAUUUAGACGAUUUCUUCGCAAAGAAAGACCGCAAAAAAUCGAAAGUCAAAAAGUUCGCGACUGCUGACGAAUUAGCUAAAAAAAUGGAUGACAAUAAGCAAAAAGUUGAUGUUCGGCCGAAGAAAGAAAGACCAGCGCAAGAAGGAGACGAGCCUGGCAGAGCUGGGGAGGAAGAAGAAUGGAAAGAAUACGAGGAGCCCGUAAAAGACUACACGGGCCUCAAGAUACAGGUGCUGCAAGGCGGCAACGGAGCCCCCGAGUCAGGCCGGGACUCGGCCGGCGAGAGCGCCGCGCCGGAACACGGGAAACAGAAGGGGCCGUGGAACAAACCUGCGGAAGUAGAGCAGCCCCCGCCCCCGCCGCCCGUGGAGGAGAAGCCGCGCGAGAGCAAGCCGGCGGCGUACGUGCCGCCCGUUCAGCGCGUGCGCCCCGCCGAGCCGCUGCGCCGGAACCAGGCCAAACACGCGCCCGACAUCCACAACGACGACUCGUUCCCGGUGCUGGGCGCGGGCGGCAAGCGCGGCGGCUGGAGCACGGCGGCCGGCAGCGGAGCCCUGCCGCCGCCGCCGCGCCAGCCGCUAGCGCUCGGCAACCGGUUCACCUCGCUGCAGGACGACAGCUAGCCAGGUACCAGUAAGCAGCUCCGGGAAGCGAAGAAGUGAAGUGAAGUGUCAGUAAGGACUUUAGAUGCGAAGUCUGACGCAUACAUACAACAUACACGUUUCAAACAGAACAGUGCUGAAUUUAGGUCUAGACCCACACAUAGAAGACAUCUCGUCCGGUGUCAUAAAAGAAUUCUGUUCAUGUCAGACUUAUAUCAGGGUGGAUAUAGGUUUUACCAAUUCUUGAGGUACUUACUGCAAAAUAUUUUUGAAUAUAAAAAAAAAAACUUAAAUAAACUAUGGUUAAUAGCAGAACUGAUUCUAUGUGACAUCUGUUAUUUCCUUCUGCUUUUUCUUCUCAUAAUUAUUUAAUCUAGAAAUCCUAUAUUGCAGUACCUACUUAAAGAAAUGGACUAUCAUUUGUCUAUGGAUUACACUGAAGCUCCAUGUGAUCCAUAGACAUUGUAAGCAACGAUAUUUUUUUUUUUUGAUCUGGACGAGCCGCGGCUCUGAUGUGUGGGAAUAGAGUUUUAUACGGGCUUGUGGCCGCUCUGUCAGAUUUAUAAGGCUAUGUCUUUUAGGAAUUUGUAUUACGAGAAUAAAAAAAUGGGAAAAUUCAAUUUUAUUUUUAAAUAUACAGGGUCACUAAUUUGAUAAAUCUGCACAAAAAAAUUAUUAAGGUGAAAUUUUAUAAAAUAAAAUCCCAUGCAAUCAAUAAAGGUCGGUUCUGCCUUAGGCCCGUUUAAAAUAACUAGAUUAAGUGGCUCUAUAUUAUUUUUCAAGUUGUCACUUCGGACCUAAGGCUUCUAUCUGAAAAUUACCACUAAAAAGCUAUAAAGACUAGUGUGAAAAGCUUCGCAUACUAAGAUAAAGACUGAAAAAAAUGAUAAUUUUCUUUCGUAGAAGCCUUGCCCGUAUAAACGAAUUUAUACGCAAAUAUAGUCUUAUAAAUCUAACAGGUAUGACUUGAUAUCCUGCAAGUCAACAAAAAUGCGGUGAAAAGGCAGUUGCCGUAAAUAAAGUCUUCAUAUUAAUGCUCAAUUUUUUUUACAAUAAAGAAUAAUGGCAGUUUCGUUUUUAAUUAUAUUUUUCAUAAAAAGAAGCUGACAAUAAAAAUCAAAUGCCUAAUUUCCACGUAUAUUAACUGUGUCUCAAAGCUCAUUUAUUUAAAAAAAAAAGAAUCAAUAUGGCAACUGUCUAAAAAAGUGUAAAAGCAAAACAAAAGUGUUCUAUAAUAAUUGUUAUUUUUUAUGUUUGUAUUAAAAAAAAUGCCUGCGGGCGGGGUUGCUAUGUAAAAUGAGCUGAUUAGUGAAACUAUUGUAAAAAAAAUGUACUCAAAUCUUAAAUAUAUGUUAUAUGGCAACCCCCGUAUUGGGAGCGAGCGUGUCUGAACAUUUUGGAAACCGCCGGCCGUUUGGGUUACCUGUACAAUAGCUGUUAUGUACCGUCUCUUUGGAAACACUGUAACAUAGUAAUAAAUUAUGUAUUUAAAACUGGA
Molecule: messenger RNA, 2266 nt
Organism: Amyelois transitella
Lineage: Eukaryota; Metazoa; Arthropoda; Insecta; Lepidoptera; Pyralidae
Product: protein CDV3 homolog
Exons: 5
Coding region: 160-789 (209 amino acids)
Cellular component (GO): cytoplasm
Source: RefSeq, a predicted model, not a curated record